CUGGCUAAAUCGCCUGCGCUGCCCCUGCAGACUCCGUGGCACCAAUGAUGCCCAGCCAGAGCAGGGGACCACGGGCCCCCAACCACGUGCAGGAGGUGCACCUGCACCAGGUGGAGUCCAUCAGCGACCUACACAGUGGAGCAGGCACACUGCACCCCUGUCUGACUGAAGAGGCACGGCCGUGGAACGAGCUGCUGAGCGUUUUGCCGCCGUCACUGUGUGCCCAGGCUGGCUGCAGCCCUGUGUACAGACGAGCAGGGUUCCUGCUGCUGCUCGCGCUGCUGGUGCUCACUUGCCUGGCGCUCGCACUCCUGGCUGUCUACCUGAGUGUGCUGCAGAGCGAAUCCCUGCGCAUCAUGGCACACACGCUCCGCACGCAGGAGGAGACGCUACUCAAACUCCGCCUGGCCAGCCUCAGCCAGCUUCGGAGGCUCAACUCCAGUGAGACCCAAACACCCAGCUGAGAUGCCAUUUGGAUCUGGGGCCUGGGGGUGUGUGGGGGAAAUAAAGUGGCUAUGGGCAGGUCUCUCCUUCCCUACUGCUGGCUGCCACAUCU
Piliocolobus tephrosceles (Ugandan red Colobus) is the source of this 556-nucleotide messenger RNA. RefSeq names its product leucine rich single-pass membrane protein 2 (gene LSMEM2). NCBI's taxonomy places the organism in Eukaryota, Metazoa, Chordata, Mammalia, Primates, Cercopithecidae. The coding region runs from base 45 to 464 and encodes 139 amino acids. The transcript has 3 exons. The record is from RefSeq and is a predicted model, not a curated record.